Molecule: messenger RNA, 1236 nt
Organism: Loxodonta africana (African savanna elephant)
Lineage: Eukaryota; Metazoa; Chordata; Mammalia; Proboscidea; Elephantidae
Gene: CTU1
Product: cytosolic thiouridylase subunit 1
Biological process (GO): tRNA wobble position uridine thiolation
Cellular component (GO): mitochondrion; cytosolic tRNA wobble base thiouridylase complex
Molecular function (GO): tRNA binding
Source: RefSeq, a predicted model, not a curated record
AUGUUCGGGGCCCACGUACCCCCACCCCGAAAACAGGGAGCAACCCGGGUUGGCUUCCUUGGAGGUGUGAUACAGGCUGCCUGGGUCUUCGUGGAGGUGAUCACCUGCUUUUGGAGGAUGCAAUCGAGCCCAUUCCUGGAGACAGUGCCCCACCCCAAAGUGAAAUAUGAUUGGAGAAGCCUACUUCUCCCGCCCCUUGCCCCCCCCUCCCCCCCGCCACGCGCCGCCCUCCGCCGCCCGCGUUCAGUUCAAGCGCUGUGCGGCGCCUGCUUCUGUGUCACCUUCGAGGCCAAGGUGCUACACACUGUGCUGGCAGGCUGCCUGCUGCCCCCCGGGGCCGUGGUCGCCCUGGGCGCCUCGGGCGGCAAGUACUCCACGGUUCUGGCGCACGUGCUGCAAGAGCUUGGGCCGCGCCUGGGCGUACCGCUGCGCCUCGUGGCGGUGGACGAGGGCAUCGGCGGCUACCGGGAUGCGGUGCUGGAGGCCGUGCGGCGCUAGGCAGAGCGCUGGGAGCUCCCACUCACCAUCGUGGCCUACACGGACCUCUUCGGGGGGUGGACGAUGGACGCCGUUGCGCACAGUACGGCAGAGUUGGGCCGAAGCUGCGCCUGCUGCACCUUCUGCGGGGUGCUAAGGCGCCGGGCACUGGAAGAAGGUGCGUGCCGCUUGGGAGCCACGCACAUCGUGACAGGCCACAACGCCCACGACAUGGCGGAGACCGUGCUCAUGAACUUCCUGCGGGGCGACACUGGGCGGCUGGCGCGGGGCGACCUGGGCUCGCCCGGCGAGGAGGCCGCGCUGCCCCGCUGCAGCCCUCUGCAGCUCGCCUCGGAGAAGGAGGUGGUGCUGUACGCGCACUUCCACCGCCUGGACUACUACUCCGAGGAGUGUGUGAACGCGCCCGAGGCCUUCCGCGGGCACGCUGGAGACCUGCUCAAGCCCCUGGAGGUGGUGUGGUCGUCAGUGGUGCUGGACCUCGUGCACUCGGCUGAGCACCUAACGCUGGCACCCACCGCGCAACCCGCACCGCCCGGUGCAUGGACCCGCUGCGUGAGGCUGGCCAGCCGCCCGCUCUGCCAGGCCUGCGCGCUGCUUGACGGGCUGGACCGCGGCGGGCCAUCUGCAAAGCCCGCAGGGGUUGCCACGGGCCGGACCCCGGACCCCUCCUUCCGCGAUCCUCCCCGCCUUCUAGUGCCUGGGGUGCUCCGGCAGGGGUCCCCAUGCUUGGGACGGUGA